UAUUUGAGUUCAUAUGAACUACUCAAGUGAUAUCACAAAUCAUAACAAAAGGAAAGAGCCGAAUAACCUAAUUGAGAUAUAAAUAUUGAAGAUUCUCAAAUUUUUGUUUUCAAUUUUCAGUAAAUGGCUGCUAUUAAAGUUCCCCAGCAAAAAGUUAUUUUAUGCGGUGAAUAUGGUGUAGGAAAAAGUUCUAUCUUCAGAAGAUUUACAAAUAAUACUUUCAUAACAACUACUGACAGAAAAUCUACUUUGGGGCUGGAUCAUUUUUAUAAAACGUAUAGUGUUUGUGACAGGAACAUUAAGUUAUGGGAUACAGGGGGUAUGGAAAGAGUUGCCUCCAUAACUUCUAGUUACUACAAAUUUGCUGAGGCAGCAAUUUUGGUCUUUUCCCUAGAUAAUCCUGCUUCAUUUCAUGUACUAUCUCAGCACUUACUUGAUAUUGUUACCUACGCAGAGAAUGCUAAAAUAUUUUUAUGUGGGAAUAAGAGUGACUUGGUUCAAGACAUCCCACAAGUCAGUGAUUCUGAAAUAGAAGCAUUUUGUGAACAGUGUCAUAAUUUAGUAUCUGGCAUAUACAAAACAUCUUGCAAAACUGGUGAAGGUCUUGAUGAAAUGUUUACAGACAUAGCUUAUCAGUUGGUGAAUUCUAAUAGAUCUAGAUUUGAACUACAGGCCAUGGAACAACAUGGGUUCAAGAUAACACCUUAUGAAGAGGAACUACAAGAUGAUAGUUGUUUAUGUUAAGAUCUGAAAUUCAUCAAAACCAUUUUGGAAACAUUUGGGAAUGCGUUCAGUAUUUCAGGUUUAUUUUUAGAAUAAUUUCAUUCUGUAUAAAAUCCAAAAGAAAUAUCAAACUUAAAAAGAAAUGUAUUACAAUGUCAGAUAAGAACAGCAGUCUCAUAUUGGAUCACAAAAGCAAUGGUUUUCAGUGUGCUUUAAUUUGAUUUUUCCUGUUUUGUUUUAAAGAAAUUAAUGGGAAACUUUCAUAUUUAUCUUGAAGAAAAUAUGUUAUUUAAUAAUGUGUUUGAUUUAAUCCUUCAAAUGGAACAUAUGUUAACCUAACAGUUAUCUUUGAAUAACAAAAUUCCUAUAUUUAUAGUUAGUACUGAAACAAAUCCUGGUGUGGAAGGAAUCUAGUGAAAAUAUUUUGCAGUAAUGCAAAAUUCUUGUUUGCACUUGGAAAAAAAAUAAAUUAUGUAAACUUAUAAACAAAAAAUGUGCCACCAAAAAUAUCGGCUUCUAAAUGUGUGUAACAUUUUAUACACUUAACUAAGUGGCAUGUCUAUAUUCCUAGCUUGGAAAAGCUAAACAUUUAUAAGUAUAAUAUGAGAUUGAGAGCUUUAAAAUUGAAACCUUGAGUUGUGUUGAUUUUUUGUGUUUAUUUUGUUGGUAUAUAUUGAUAACAUUUUUCUUGCUUUGGGAAGCUGAGAAUAUUGAAUCAUCAUUUCUUGUUUUUGUUCAUUAAUAUUUUUUACAAAGUUUUCAUUUAUUCUUGACAAAUGAACAUUUAAUACACAUCUCACUUGAUGGACUAAUUGUAAAACGGGAUCCUCUAACUACUAAAAGACUUAUUAACUGGUCAAAAAUGUUGCCAAAGUUUUGUAAACAUUAGUUAAUAGUAUAUAUA
Messenger RNA from Leptinotarsa decemlineata (Colorado potato beetle), 1627 nucleotides. It is a transcript of the gene RabX6, whose product is annotated as RAS oncogene family member RabX6. Lineage: Eukaryota; Metazoa; Arthropoda; Insecta; Coleoptera; Chrysomelidae. The record is from RefSeq and is a predicted model, not a curated record. Gene Ontology annotation, molecular function: GTPase activity; GTP binding.